Molecule: messenger RNA, 1760 nt
Organism: Alnus glutinosa
Lineage: Eukaryota; Viridiplantae; Streptophyta; Magnoliopsida; Fagales; Betulaceae
Product: calcineurin B-like protein 3
Exons: 10
Coding region: 424-1104 (226 amino acids)
Biological process (GO): calcium-mediated signaling
Molecular function (GO): kinase binding; calcium ion binding
Source: RefSeq, a predicted model, not a curated record
UAAAACACUUGUUUGCGAAACGGGGGUUUGGCGCUUUGCCUUCCAAAUUUAGCUAGCUACUGCAGAACUAAACACCCAGAUUCCAUUUUUUAUUUACAAAUAAUCACAAUCAUGAACCUGCUUAAACGGAUCGAAUAGAACCCCACCUCGAUGAUGGUAGUAAAUUUUAUUUUUCUUUGAAAAAAAAAAAAAAAAAAAAAGAAAGAAGAGAAAUGAUUUAGUUAGACAUGUCUCAGAAUCUUGCCUCGUCCUCCUCCUCGUCACGUUGGGGGUUAUCUCUUCUUUCUUCUUCUUGGUCUUUCUGAAAAGAUACCAUGUACCUGAAGGUGUCAAAGUGGAGCUUAGAGUUUUCCUGAAGUUAUUCCUAGCAUAACAGUGUUCUCAUAAUUUUGGUAUGGAGUGUUUUGACGUCUCGAAAAUAUCAUGGUGCAGUGCCUAGACGGAUUAAAGCAUUUGUGUGCAACAGUUGUUAAUUGUUGUGAUCCUGAAUUGUAUAAUCAACCCAAGGGUCUUCAAGAUCCAGAAGCUCUUGCAAGAGAGACAGUCUUUAGUGUUAGUGAGAUAGAAGCGCUGUACGAGCUGUUUAAAAAGAUUAGCAGUGCUGUAAUUGAUGACGGGCUGAUCAAUAAGGAAGAAUUUCAACUGGCAUUGUUCAAGACAAACAAGAAGGAGAGCUUAUUUGCUGACCGGGUAUUUGAUUUGUUUGAUACAAAGCACAAUGGGAUACUAGAUUUUGCAGAGUUUGCACGUGCCCUUUCUGUCUUUCACCCCAAUGCACCAAUUGAUGAUAAGAUCGAAUUUUCAUUCCAAUUGUAUGAUCUCAAACAGCAAGGGUUCAUCGAGAGACAGGAGGUCAAGCAAAUGGUGGUGGCCACACUUGCUGAAUCUGGUAUGAAUCUUUCGGAUGACGUGAUAGAAAGUAUCAUUGACAAGACCUUUGAGGAAGCUGAUACUAAACAUGAUGGAAAAAUUGACAAGGAAGAGUGGCGAAGCCUUGUUUUGCGACAUCCAUCCCUUUUGAAGAAUAUGACCCUUCAAUAUCUCAGAGACAUCACCACCACAUUCCCGAGUUUUGUUUUUCACUCGCAGGUUGAUGAUACAUAAGUUUCAAGCCUACAACAAGUUGACAGUCGAUAGCGGGAAGAGCUUGUUUUUUCUUUUACUGUCAAUGUGGCUUUUUCUGCGCAAAGGUUCAUCAAGUAGAGAGGAUGUUGAUUUUUUUUUUUUACAUUUUCAAUGAUCGGAAGUUCAUCUCCCUUUUCGGAUAGAACUUGAGCCUGAACAAAUGGGUUUCAGUUAUUUGUUUGUCGGUUGGUAUGAUUUUUUUCUUUUUCUUUUUUCGGUUCGGUUCACUAGAAGUAAGAGGAGAAAGGAAUCCAGUGGCAUUUCACCAUACUUGUGAUCAAUCAAGUUUUUGUGCUGCUAGCAUUCUGUUCAUUUGCCUCACUAGGUUGAUAAAUUUGGAAAGUACACCAUGCCUGCAAAUGAGGUGAACUAGAAGCAGAUGUGUUGGAACUAAUUGGACAUUGUAGCAUUGGCUUCCCUAGUAAAAAUGGAAUUCCUUUUUCCCCUUUAAUUUUGUGUAACCCCUGGCAGAGUCACAGUUGGUGGUUCGUGUAUAUGUGCACGGUAUCAUUUCAGCAAAGAUGUAAAGCUGUUUCUGCCGAUUAUCUUGGAUGAUGCAAUGAAUAGAAAGUGGUGUUGCGUGUAUAUUGUUUACAGUAACCUCUAUGAUUAUUGCAAGGCAGUUGAAGCAUUUA